Messenger RNA from Quercus lobata, 1332 nucleotides. Its product is annotated as disease resistance protein RPP13-like. Bases 1 to 1332 code for a protein of 443 amino acids. Gene Ontology annotation, molecular function: ADP binding. NCBI's taxonomy places the organism in Eukaryota, Viridiplantae, Streptophyta, Magnoliopsida, Fagales, Fagaceae. The transcript has a single exon. The record is from RefSeq and is a predicted model, not a curated record.
AUGACAGAUAGUGUUGUGAGUUUCCUGUUGGAGAAUCUGACUCAAUUGCUUAUCCGAGAAUCAAAAUUGCUACGUGGAGUUAAGGAUCAAGUCAGGUCAGUUGAGAAGGAGCUAGCUGUGAUCAAAAUCUUCCCCCGAAAUACUGAAGGCAAACGACACGAUGAAUUGGUGAAGGAGGUAGUCAGCCAAAUUAGGGACGUAGCCUAUGAGGCUGAGGAUGUUAUUGAUACAUACAUCAUUACUGUGGCAGAGAACAGGAGAAGAAGCAAGCUGGGGAAGUUAAUCCAUUCAUGUGACCAAGCAAUUACGUUUCACGAGGUUGCAAGCAAGAUAGAGAGCAUCAAGAACAUCUACAAGGAAAUUAACGACAAUAGGAGCAAGUACGGCAUAGAAAUUGCUGAAUCAUCUGGAGGAAAUGCAGAAGCAGGGGAGAUACUGCACAAGCGCAGGAAACAUGUUGAGGAAGAUCAAGUAGUAGGCUUCGCUCAUGACGCUGAGGUAUUGAUGAAGGAGCUUAUGGAAGGGAGUUUGCAACGGAAUGUUGUUUCAAUCAUUGGCAUGGGUGGCUUAGGCAAAACCACUCUUGCUAGGAAGAUCUACAACAACAAUGAUGUCAAGAAUUACUUUAAUUUCCGUGGGUGGGUUUAUGUUUCUCAAGAAUAUAGAAUCAGAGGGCUGUUGCUUGAAAUUUUGAAGGGACUGUCACCACUACCAAGAGUGAUGUUGAGAGCUGAAUUGAAAGAGAAAUUACUCCACGGUUUGUAUGCUACGUAUAGUUCGAAUAAUGAUAAAUUGAAAGGGAGACUAACUGAAGACUUUAAAGACUUUAAAUGUUUCAAAGAAAGGCAUGAACGUUCCAAAGAAAUGAAUGAUGAAAAAUUCAGAAAGGCAUGGUCUAAGUUCUUGGAAGGCAUACAUGACCAUAAUGAUUUGAAAAAUUCGUUGUCAAAUUUCGUGCAAGAUUUUUACAACGAGAAUCGAGUAGAAGUGACAGUUGAAUUGAAAAAGGAAUUACUCCGCAAGUUGUAUGCUACGUAUAGCUCGAAUAUUAAUAAAUUGGAAGGGACACUAACAGAACACUUGAAAUGUUUCAAAGAAAUGAAUGAACGUUUCAAAGAAAUGAAUGAUGAAGAAUUCAGAAAGGCAUGGACUGAGUACUUGGAAGGCGUACAAGACCGUAAUGAUUUGAAAAAUUCGUUGUCAAAAUUCGUGCAAGAUUUUUACAGCGAGUAUAGAGUAAAAUUGGAAGAUAUGACUGAGGAUGAAUUGAAAAGUGUGCUGCUUGAAAGCUUGAAAGACAAGAGAUACUUACUUGUUAUGGAUGACAUCUAG